CAGGCAGCGCACAGCAAGGCAAGGCAGGGCAGGGCCGGGCCGGGGGCCCCGCCGCGCCCCUGGGAAGGCGCUGCCCUGCGCUGUGCGCGAGGGAGGGCCGGGCUUCCCCAGUUCAGACAAGUUCUCGCCCCGCUUCUGCGGCGGUUUUUGGUGCGACACCGUCCUGACAUGUUGUAACUGGUUUCCACACCCACCGCGCCUGAGAGCGACGGGAAGUACCUGCGGGGAGCCCUGCGCCGUCCUGACUCGCCGCGGCCGCGAUCGCAGGAGCUGGGUCUCCCGCCGGGCCGGGAAGAGCCGGGAAGAGGCGAAGUCCCCCCGCGGGGCAGCGGCGCAGUAUAUUUCACCAACUCACAAAUGGAAGUAUAAGAGACUUUGUACAAAAUAUAUGUGAAAAUGGAAACUUCAUCUUUACUAUCAUCCCUACAUGAUGAAUGCAGAUCAGACAACUUUAUUGAGCCUCAUUACAAGGAAUGGUACCGAGUAGCUAUUGAUGCUCUAAUUGAAGGAGGUUUAGAAGCCUACAAAGAAUUUCUUUCGAAAGAGAGAUGUUCAGAGUUCCUUGCAGAUGAGGAAAUUGAUUAUAUUUUGAACAAUGUUCAUAAACUUCCCCAAAACACAGUUUAUUCCUCUAACAAUGCCAUUGAUGACACCUCUUCCUCGGGAACCUACUGGCCUAUUGAAUCAGAUGUGGAAGCUCCAAAUCUUGACUUAGGUUGGCCCUACCUGAUGCCUGGAAUUUCUGGUGGCACAAAUAUCGAUCUGCUUUUUCAUCCCCCACGAGCACAGCCUUACACCAUAAAGGAAACUAUUCGGAAGAUGAUACGAGAUGCAAGAAAGGUCAUUGCCAUAGUUAUGGAUAUGUUUACAGAUGUGGAUAUCUUUAGAGAAAUUGUAGAGGCAUCUACUAGAGGGAUUGCAGUGUACCUCCUGCUUGAUGAGUCAAACUUUGGUCACUUUCUGAAAAUGACGGAGAAACAAGGCUGCCAAGUUCAAAGGCUCAGGAACAUGAGAGUACGGACAGUAAAAGGACAAGAUUACUAUUCUAAAACAGGAGCAAAAUUCCAUGGAAAAAUGGAACAAAAAUUUCUGCUGGUUGAUUGUAAGAAAGUUAUAUAUGGUUCUUACAGCUUUAUGUGGUCUUUUGAAAAAACCAACCUCAGUAUGGUUCAAGUUAUAACAGGACAGCUGGUUGAAUCCUUUGAUGAAGAGUUCAGGACACUGUAUGCCCGUUCUUCUGUUCCUAGUUCAUUUGCCCCUGAAUUAGUGCGGGUAAACAGCCGCAGAACGCUCUGGGAUAAUGACACAUGCCAACACUCAGUGUCUUCCUUAGCUUCAGUUUCUAGCCAAAGAAACCUUUUUGGUAGACAAGACAAGAUUCACAAGUUAGAUCCUGUUUAUUUGAAAACUCGUGGACGAUUUGCAGUAAAUGAAAUAGAUAAAUUUGGCUUGAGAAAUCAAACUUUUAAUAAACAACCAUUUCAUCCAGGUUUUAAUAUGCAAAAUCCAAUCCAGCAGUAUCAACCUAGUGAAAAAAAUGAGCACUGGAAGAGACAUAGUUAUGCUGGGGAGAAGCCGGAAAGGACACCUUACCUACUGCUUAACAGAGCUAUUAAUAGAGCCAAUAAUCCAUUGAAUACUUGGAAAAUGCCAUCUGAUAGCCUUAGUAUUGUAUCUUCAUUACGAGGAGGAUAUGCAAAUAACUACAAUACACCCCAACAAAGUUUUGCUGAUCAAUUUUCACGACAGAAGGUAAAUCUUGCAGAAAGAAAUUCAAUUGUACGGAGGUCUUUUAAUGGGACAGAUAAUCAAAUCCGCCAUCUGCAGCAAAGGAUGCCAACACUUGAACACACAACAAAAUCAUUCCUACGUAACUGGCGAAUUAAGUCAUAUUUAAAUGACCAUUCUGAUUAUCCAGUAGAGUCUAAUGGAUCAGUCUUGGGUGACAGAUACGAUGGCUAUGACACAACUGAAAAUAUUAAAGCUCAUGCUCUGUACUCCCACUCUCGCUUACGAUCGUCAUUAGUGUUCCAGCCAACUUUACCUGAACAACAGGAGGUAAGCAGCUGUGCAAGUUCUUCAAAUUCAACUAUAAUUGGGUCAGAAGGAAGUGAAACACCUAAAGGGACAUCUAAUCAUGCCCCAAGUUUGGAAAAUGGAACAGAUAAUACUUCAGAAGAGCUUAGCACAAAUGCCUCACCUAAAUCAGAAGCACCCAAAAACCACAAAAUUCAAAUGGCAGAAAGCAGAAAGCCUACUGUAAAUUCGAAUGCAGUAGGGGACCCAUCUGCCUAUAUAUACACAACGCUCUGUGCAGACAAGCAUGCAGAAAACAUGAAAAAUCUUCAAAAUGACAAUAUCCUUAAAAGGAGAAGCUUUCCCAUGUUUAAUUCAAAGUCUAUAUUGGACCCUCAUGCUGAUAAACACACAUCCAGUUAUGUUUACAGCACACUGACUAGGCAUAGGCUUAAGCAGCCAGUUAGUCCAAAAAUUCCAGAAGAUACACUAAAGAGCUCUAAAAGUUUGCAUAGUAUGGCCAACCAUUUACCACAGGAGGAAAAGGAUCUUAAAGGAGAGCUGAAGAGCCCAACUGCUACCAAGGCAAUCUCUAUGGCUGUUCUUGCUGAAGCUAUCAAAGAGGAGUCUGGUAAGGAUUGUACAUCAAAGAAGGAAAAUAAGAGUUCCCCAAAUUUUCUAAAGAAAGGAUCCCAAAAAUUGCGGUCACUUCUUAAUCUCACCCCAGACAAGAAAGAAAUCUUGUCAAAAAACAAAAGUCCUGCCUUUUACAGAAUGUGUAGUAGUUCUGACACUUUGGUUUCUGAAGAAGAGAAUCAAAAACCAAAGGUAUCUGAAAAUAAGACAGAUUCUUCCCCAAGGAGAAAGAGAAACACAUCAAAUUCACAAGGUAGCUUGAACAGAAGUAAAGAAGAUGUCACUUCAAGCCCAUCAAAGUCUCCAAAGUCUCCAAAGUCUCCAAAGUCUCCAAAGCCUCAAAAACCUCCAUCUGAUGAAAGCAAUAAAAAGUGUCCUGUCUUGUGCCCUCUUGAAACUAAGUUCAUAGAAACUGCAGGAGAUGCAUCUACCCCAAGAUUUAAUACGGAACAGAUUCAGUAUCAAGAUGUAAAGGAAAUUACCACAAAUGCUGCUCCUGAGAGUGCCCCUGUUUGUGCUCUACAAAGAGCAACUUCAGUGACACCGCAACUGGCAAGCUCAAAACAUCAAGAGGAUCUCAGAUCUCGUUCAAGUGAAAGACGUGUUUACAGUCGCUUUGAGCCAUUCUAUAAGAUGGAAAAUGCUAGUCAACUUGCAGGAAAUACACUAAAUAGCAGUUCACAUCUCUCAGAUAUGAAAAGCAAGACCUUAGGGAAUAACUAUGGCAGAAGUAAUCACCUGGUCAGCUACAACUCAACUGCUUAUCAUCCAUUUCAGCCUAAUGAAAAUAAACUGAGAGGAUUCAUGCAGAAAUUUGGGAACUUUCUACACAAAAACAAGUAAAACUUCUGCUACUGUUGUUGAUAUACAGCAAGAAUAGCAAAGCUGUACAUUCCUAACUGGACAAGGCCGAUGAACUUUUUUGUAGUUUUCUAGUUUUGUAGAACUUAUUUAGGUUUCUUCAGAAUCGAGGACAAUUGAAUGAAUGUACAUAUUUUUACAUAAUUACCCUAGGAUUAUUAUACUUCAAUCAUUACUGAAAUUCUGUGUCCAGAAAACAUCUCAAGGGAGUUGUUUAUAGUGUUUAUAUUGUAAGAUUACUUUUAUACAUUUUCUUUGUGAAGAAAGUAUGUGUUAGCAUCUUGUAAGAUUGCCUGUGGGGGAAAAGAAAUAUGGAGAGUGUUUUUAAACUUCAAAUAAUACCAUUUCCAAAGAUAUUCCCUUUAAAAAUAGGAUAGCACUAGGAAUAGUGGCUUGCAUCUUUUCAGCAUUUAUGUACAUUUUCAAAUGAUAAACACAGAUGUUAAUGCAUUGCACGUUACUUAUCUUUAAACUCAUUUUUAAACCCUCUUAUAGAUUUCAUCUUGGUAAUAAUUUACCCCCUAGCAUCGUAUUGAGCUGUUUAGGCAGCAGAUGGAUCUUCAUUGAAUUUUCCGUUUAAUAUGAUGUUUUCUGAACUAUUUGGCACACAUCUUAAAGUGACCUUAAUCCAAGCUUUUACGGACUUGUUUACAUGGCUAAAGUAAUGUGAAUGUAGGAUGAAUGUUGAAAAAAAGAAAGUAACAAAAAAAGACCCCCAACAGUUUAUAAACAGGGUGCCUUCAAAAGAACUUACAACUGGUUUAAAUUUCAGUGAAUUAAGUACUUUUGUAUAACAUGCCAGUAUUCUGUAAUGUAUUCUAAAAAUAAUUUUUUGUUAGAUUUUUCUGUUGUUUCCAUGAAAAAAAAGUGGAUUUCCAUUUCUCAGGUAAGUCUUAGAGUUUCAUAUGCAACAGUCUGUGUAAAGUGUUGCCAGAUUAUGUACAACUCUGCCUUUAAUAACCUAUUUUUUUGAUAGCAAGGUUGCAAGUGCUUAGACCAGGCAUGUGAGGGAGGUUGUAAACUCGACACUGCAAUACUUGAAUAUUCCAUGCCCUGUUGCUUUAUGUCAGGAAGAUUGUCAGAAGGCCAGGAACAAUUAGAUAUCUAAAAAUGAGACUGAUGAAAGCCACCACAUCAAGCAAUAUGAUGCCUCUCCUAAAGUAUCAAUGAAGGGUGAUAGCAACAAUUGUUUAACAUUAGUGAACGUAUUCAGGCACCUAGUUGCAAUCUCAGGGGAUGUAUCUGUGUGUUCAUUCAGACUCUCAGUCUCUCACUUUCUUGAUAUUAAAUGCCUAUAGCAGAUCAGUGCAUACAGAAAAACACAGGGACGUGGCAUCUGCUUCUUACCUGCUGCUCAUAGUCAAAGCAUCCACCUGGCUCAUGGCCCUCCUUGGUGGCGGUUUUUCUUUGAGGAGAGCGCCUGUAACCAUUUAGCUGCAAGAUGCUCUGGGACAAUCUUGUUUCAUUUGAAUUCUGUAAAGCUCUUCCACCACACUUUACAUAAUUACAUAUUAAGAGGGCUGAAGACAAUAAAGUGGACAUUUCUCUGAUUAUGGCAGUCAGCAUUUUGGAAGGGCAUAUUCACAUCCUUGCCUUGCUAGCACACCUGCCUCUUCUCAUGUCUUAGGCAUGAUUUGAGAACAGCAACUGAGAACUAAGUUCUAGUGGGAUCAUGAAAAAUACUUUUUUAGGAAAAGAAUACUGCAGCAGGCACUGGGCAACUCAGCAUUUUUGGGGAUUUAGGCAAUAUUGUAAAUUUUCAGCAACAGAAAUUUGGGUAACUUCAUUGCUGAAAGCUUAUGUACCUUAUACAGGGUUUUCAUGUUUCAGGAGCAUGUUUUGGGAGACCGUUUCACUUUUAGAUCUAAAAGGUCCUACAGCAUUCCAUGCUGGAAUCCCAUUGCGGAGGUUGUGGUUUGUCCUUUAAAAACAUCAAAAAGGCAUUUCAUGCCCCAGCUCAGUUGAGUUCAUUUGUCUGUGCUACCUGUGGUGCUGAGAGGAGAUUUUACAUGGAAAUCUCAUCACUGAGAAUUUCAUUUGAAUUUCAUUCAAACUGUUUCUCAGGCAAACUUACUAGGUUGAUGCAUUAUAAUAAUUACUGUUUCACUGUGGGGAUGGUAUUUAUUUUUAAGGGCCUUGUGUCUCAAUCCUCUGCUGAAAGUUUCAGUCACCCUUUUACCUAUGAUUUACUUGGGAUGGAAAAGACUAUGAAUUUCUAAAUGGACACCGGCCACUUGAUCACUCCAUGCUAAAAUGCCCCAGUACAUAUCUUUCCCAAAUGAGCAUUCAUAGCAUCCUGUCAGAAGCAGCAAUUUCAGGCCCAGAUCCUGAGGCAAGAUGCAUCUCCUUAGUAUUAUGUGCAUAUUUUCAACAUAGGCACAACAUACUUCCCCAAGUAGUUUUGAAGUGACAGUUCUUUGCAUUUUGUAGUAGAAUGUGGGAAACAUAUUUUGAUACACUUAGGAGUCUUUUUCUGUAUUUUCCAGAGUGGAUUGUUUAUAAGAGAGUCCUGAGAAAGCAAGUAUUUUAAUUUACCAAGUCACCUAUAUAUAAUUCCAUUUUGUAUUUAUACACAGCAGAUUAAGUGUCUUCAGUGAAGAGCCUGCUCAUAUGCUUAAUAAUGCAAAAAAAAUAAUCACAGUAAAAUUUUCUUUUUCAUUUCCAUGUAUCUCCUCAGAGACUAUGCAUUGAGGCCUGAUCCAAGAUUAACUGAACUGAAUGAAAAUGAUCACCACUGGCUUCAGUGAAAGUUGGAUCAGACACAUAAUGUAGUGAUGCCACUAUUUUAGAGGUGUGACAAAAUGCUGCUUGGAAAGCAUGCAGCCCUGGCACUGUGGGAGCAGCAGCUUGAUGCCCUGCCUGCAGCUUUAGAGAUGAGGGAGCCCUUGGUAGAGCUCCAAGGCAAGUGAUGCAAGGACCAGCUGCCUUGUUGUUCCCACUGGAAUUGUGUGUUAUAGGUGGGGAAGCAGUGCUCAGCUGUUUGUGUCUGAUUUGCCUCCUGUCUGUGGAGGAUCCCACCUGUUCCACAAAAUAGAGAAGUGUGGAAGAAAAUACAUAAGCUCUUUGCAUCAGCAAAAUCUGUGUCUUUUUGGAAGGAGGAAUAGAGCUUAUAUAUUUAAACUUCCUUUUCCCCAAGCUUGUCUUGAUCUUUCUGCUCUUCCAAAAGAGAUGGACUUUGUUCAGUGUGUCCUGAAUGUGCUUUGCACAUUGCAGGUUUGUUACACCCUGCACACACCCAGUGUACUCCCAGUUUUGUAAGGCUCUGAAGUAAUAGGUAUUGCCACGCAUGAUGGUCAUGUGGCCAAAUGGCUUGGGAGUUGAGAAACACACAAAAAAAUGAUGUGUCAUUUUCACAUUAGAUAAAACUCUGUUAGAUCCAGAUGAUCAGAGUUACACAGUACUGAAUGUGGCCCUCAGGAGCUCCGUGGGCAGCUCAUACAGGAAAUACAGACCCCUCAUACAGCACACGUUCAAUUUGUGUUGUAAAUAAACCACCUCAGCAUACGAUCGUAACACCCAGUGAAUUAAUUGCUUCAUUUCUUCAGCCUUGUAGUAAACAGUUUUUACUGCCUCUCAGAUUGCAAAACGUUGGUUAUUUUACUAAUGAGCUUGCACAGCACUCUAUUCAUGCUAAUGAAUAUGAACUUUGUGUAAAUAAAAAUUAAGACAAAUUGAAUUUCCUGCUGUCUAAUUCACAAGGAUAAUAUUUUUUGUUAGAAGCCUUGACAGAAAGAAAGCUUAUCAUAAGCUUGUCAGGUUGGUUUCAUUACUGACAGCAAUUGAUUGUGCUGUUCUCAUUUAAAAUUGAUACUUGAUUUGUAAAUCCUUUUUUUUCAGGUGGAAUUCCCAGAUUACAUAGCAACUGUGUUACGGAUAUACUGUGUAUGUACAUAUACAAACCAAAAAUGUCUUGAAAUAAUUUAUUAUUGAUAGAUACAAGAGCAAUAUCAUUCAGAAAAAAAAACAAAAAACUGUUUGAUCUUUUUUUUUUUUGGCUUUCUGAAAAAUAAAAGGGAAUGUUGUGGCUUAUAGAAGAAGUCAUAAGAAAAAUAAUCCCAAGAUCUGUGCCAAGAUAGUGUAAAAAUAAAAUUUAAAAUGGCUCCACUAUGCUGUACGAGAAAUAUCUUUUCUUCAUUUGUAGCACUUUUUUCCUUGCUCUUUCCUGACAUAAACUGUACAACCACAAGUGACUGUACAACAGUGUGAUGAACAGAAAUCAGUAAGAACUUGUUCCCCAGAUCAAUAUUGUACUGUACAGUACAAUAUUUGUGGUCUGCUGUUGUUUUUUAAAAAACUUUAUUUUGAUUUAAGCUGUAGAAUUAGAACAACAUAAAUCUGCAGUAGUUCAUUGGUAAAUAAAAUCUGUUUCUCUAGUUUUGUGUUAAGUUGCAUGAAUACAUUCUCCAUCAGCACCCCAGUGAUGAGAAAAGUCUGCGCUGCUCACAUGCCAUCUUGCCAUUUCAUUUCAUACAGGUGCUUACAGAUGUCUCUGUGCCUUUCUGUAGACUAUGACAUUUUUGUUUCCAACCCUUAACGAAGGGUUUCAGUUAGGUCUCCUUUGUUUUACAUUUGAAUAUGGUGCCAAAGGAAUGUUGCGUGUUCUGGCAACAGCUUUGAGAAACAGGAUGGAAGAAACCACGUGCUUUUGACAGUGCAGAAUAGAGCUACAUUGUUCUUAGGCAAAGAUAGUGGUUUGGAUUUCUGCUUUAAUGACGUUGAGUUGUUAAGUUUUGCUUAACUCAACUCUGCCUUCUAGCAAUCUCCUCCAGGUCAGUAUUUUCAUAUAUUGCAACGCUAAAGCAAAAUAAGUCCUGUUUUUGAAAAUCAGGAUUUUGGGUCCUAUACUUCCAAAUCAAGUUUCUGUACAUCUUGAAAAUAUCUUUUUCUGGAAGAUCUCUGAACAUCUCUCCAGAAGAAACUGAUGGAUUCUGUGAAGACUAUGCACCUUUCUCCCAUCACAUGUGUUAGGCUAACUAAAAAUUUCAUGGACAAGCACGAAAGAUUUCUGUGGAGAAAAUAAGCAUUUCCGAUAAGAGGCUCAUCGUUCAUGUUUGUUUUGAUACUGUUGAUUCUAUACAUAAAUAUAGCUGAGAAAAACAUACUUCUUGUCUCUAUGAAGUAGAGAACUGAUGACAGUCCAAGUAUCAUUAUUAUAAAGACUUAGCACCAAUAGCAAUAUUUCAUUGUGUUUGAGAAAUGAAUGCAACUCAUUUAUUUCAGCAUUCAAACGCAGGACUCUUACUUGUUUGUUAUACAUUGUCUGUUCUUGCCUCAUUUAGCAAUCAGCCUGCUCAAAAUGCAGACUAGUUGUCCUCAGUUUCUCAAGACAUUGAAUAAUACCUGGAAAAACAUAUCCAGCGAAGCAUUAAACACCCACUUAACUUUAAAAUGGGAGGUUAGUACCAGGCUAGGACCAGGCCCUGAGCAGCCUGAUUUAGCUGUGGAUGUCCCUGUUCAUUGCAGGGGAAUUCACAGAAUCAUAGAAUCACAGAAUCCUUAGAGUUGGUAGGAACCUCUGAGGUGCAUCUAGUCCAACUCCUCUGCAAUGAGCAGGGACACCACAGCUAGAUCAGGUUGCCCAGGGCCUUAUCCAGCCUCACCUUGAAAGUCUCCAGGGUCGAGGCAUCAACCACAUCAUUAGGCAACUUGUUCCAAUAUCUCACCACUCUCACUGUAAAAAUUUUUUUCCUUAUGUGUAACCUAAACCUACCUAAAGACGGUACUCUUUGAGCUUGAGUUGGACUAGAUGACCUUUAACAUUCCUUUCCAACUCAAAAGAUUCUAUUAUUCUAUGAUAGUUUAACUCCUCCUGGGAUAAAACACAACACCAGCCAUGACUAGAUGUGUUUUGCUAAAUAUUGGUGUAAAAAUCUCAGUGUAAUCCUAGCUGACACAUUUUGGAAAACUGCUGAAUAUAUGUGAUUUAAUUGUUUUUUAAUGAUUUAAUUGUUUUCUUUGGGCCAUAUCUAAUUUUACCCAUGUUGAUACUGCAUUUUCAUAUCAUGACUGGCAUGUUUUUUCAAAAUCUCACUUGUGCCAGUAUGAGAAUGUUGUUCUUGGUUACAGGGUCUGGAUCACUUUUCCAAGAGCAGGUUCUAUGGACUCCUGGUGAUCCAAAAGAUUUCAAAAAGUGGCAUGGAACUGAGUUCAGAUUAUUAAAAGCACAACAAAGCCAAACAAAAAGUCUUUACUAUAUAUUUCCACAUAGAGCAAAGGAAGCAAGUCAAAUCAGAAGAUUCAUAAAAGUGCACAUUCAUAAUGCAAUUUUUACAGUUUGAAACUGAAAGCUGUAUUUCAACAUUGCAGUCAUUGAAUUAAAAAAAAAAAAAGCUGAGUAACACUGAUCUACAGGAUGCAAAACAACCAUGAGGAGUGCUACAAACACAUAAAACUCGAAAUAGGUUUUUCUGAGUAAUUUCUGAGGGGAAAGAAAAGGAAUUCCAUCAAGUUGGUUUUAAUACUAACAAGUUGGUUCCAAUACUGACAGCAAUUGAUUGUGCUGUUCUCAUUUAAAAUUGAUACUUGAUUUGUAAAUCCUUUUUUUCAGACAGAGUUCCCAGUUUACAUAGCAACUAUGUUACGGAUUUACUGUGUAUGUACAUAUACAAACCAAAAAUGUCUUGAAAUAAUUUAUUACUUUUAUUUUUUACCAAAUAAAAUGUUUCUUUUAAAGCUCA
Molecule: messenger RNA, 10190 nt
Organism: Tympanuchus pallidicinctus (lesser prairie-chicken)
Lineage: Eukaryota; Metazoa; Chordata; Aves; Galliformes; Phasianidae
Gene: SACK1B
Product: family with sequence similarity 83 member B
Exons: 5
Coding region: 397-3495 (1032 amino acids)
Biological process (GO): epidermal growth factor receptor signaling pathway
Cellular component (GO): membrane; cytoplasm
Source: RefSeq, a predicted model, not a curated record